Messenger RNA from Dunckerocampus dactyliophorus (ringed pipefish), 9063 nucleotides. Its product is annotated as histamine H3 receptor. The transcript is spliced from 3 exons. The record is from RefSeq and is a predicted model, not a curated record. Bases 261 to 1517 code for a protein of 418 amino acids. Gene Ontology annotation, cellular component: membrane. NCBI's taxonomy places the organism in Eukaryota, Metazoa, Chordata, Actinopteri, Syngnathiformes, Syngnathidae. Gene Ontology annotation, biological process: adenylate cyclase-activating adrenergic receptor signaling pathway. Gene Ontology annotation, molecular function: histamine receptor activity.
CGGCGCGCGCCACACGGGAGUAGCUCCAGCGUGCAUGAGGUUUCUUUUUUCUUUUUUUUUUCUUUUUUUCAUUCCCCAAACUUAAACAAAGUCCUAAAUGAUGGAGGAGCGUCUGAGGCGCGGGUCCUUCAUCAGAUUUGGGAAGCUGGGUCAAGAGCAGCGCGUCGCCCGGGCGCGUCAUUGAACUUGCUGGGCGUCUUUUUUUUCUUUUCUUCCGGUGCGCCACACACGUCCACGAUGCUUGGGGCGCCCCACUAACAAUGGGCGUGUCGGAGUCUAACUCCAGCGGAAACUUGACCCUGGCGGUGUCCGAGGCGGGCACGGUGCUCCCGGGCUACCUGGCGCUGAUGGUGUCCGUGCUGAUGGUGACACUGGUGGUCACAGUGGUGGCGGGCAAUGCGCUGGUCAUCUUGGCUUUCAUUGUGGAUAAAACCCUGAGAACUCAGAGCAACUACUUCUUUCUCAAUCUGGCCAUAUCUGAUUUCCUAGUGGGUGCCUUCUGCAUCCCAGUGUACAUCCCGUACAACCUGACGGGCAGGUGGAUGCUGGGUAAGGGUCUCUGCAAGGUGUGGCUGGUCAUGGACUACCUGCUCUGCACCGCCUCUGUCUUCAACAUCGUCCUCAUCAGUUACGACCGCUUCCUGUCAGUCACCAGAGCUGUGAAAUACAGAGCACAGCGUAACAUGACCCGCCAGGCUGUGUUGAAGAUGGUGGCCGUGUGGGCGCUUGCCUUCCUACUCUAUGGCCCUGCCAUCAUCUUCUGGGAGGCGCUGGUAGGCCAGAGCGUGGUGCCGGCCCAUGAGUGCUACGCUGAGUUCUACUUCACCUGGUACUUCCUCCUCAGCGCCUCCACCUUCGAGUUCUUCACCCCCUUUGUGUCGGUGGCCUUCUUCAACCUGAGCAUCUACUUGAACAUCCAUCGGCGCAACAAGAGCCUGGCGGUCUGCCCCGAGGACGCCACCAAGCCACCGAAGAGCUGCAAGAGGCAGCGAGAAGGCGUCGCCUGGUCUGUGUUUUUUGUCAAGACGCGUAAGGUGUCAUGCAGCGAGCCCACCGCCAUCUCUGCCGUCAUCGAGGACGACGAUGUCCUCUCGGCUUCCUCCAGCGGGAAACCCCAUACGAGUCAGGUAGUGGCUCAGAGGGAGAAGCUCUCCCCGGCGAGAAGGAACUCCAGGCUCUUCCAGCCGUCACCGUCCAUGGUGGCGCCGGGCCGCCGGGUGCAAGGAUCCCGUCUCUCCAGAGACAUCAAGGUCGCCAAGUCAUUGGCCGUCAUCGUGUGCACUUUUGGGAUUUGCUGGGCGCCUUACACCCUCUUGAUGAUCAUCCGUGCUGCCUGUAGCGGCACCUGCGUGGCCGAUUACUGGUACGACAUCACGUUCUGGCUGCUGUGGCUCAACUCGGCCAUCAACCCGUUCUUGUACCCGCUGUGCCACAGCAGCUUCCGAAGGGCUUUCUCCAAGAUCCUGUGUCCCAAGAGACAAUCCAUCCAGCCUCAGAUAGAGGCGCAGUCUUGUUAAGAGCAAAUGCUCUUGCAAACUUGACCAAUGCAAAAACUGACAAACUGUGUAAAAAAAACAACAAGUUCUUGUUCUUCCAUCCAAAAAAUAGGAAAAGUGAGGAUGCUCAAAGCACACCUUGAUGGUAUUAUGUAAUACAACAAAGAUAUAGAAUGAGUGCAUGCCUCUGCCAAGGCUGAACAACCCAAAAACCCAAAAGGAAUCACAUAUUUGCACUACUUAUCUGCUUACUUACCCGCCAUGGGGUCCAACAGUCUUACAGUGGAACCCCAAAGAUCAAACAUAAUUCAGAAUUCAAAAUUCAAGACAAUUUUCCCUUAAUAAAUCCUAAUUAUCAUCAUCGUCAAGUGUAUUCAUGGAUUCUAGGGUCAAACUGUCACUAUCAUAAGAUUGUUAUGUUAUCAACUGUACAGGCAGUUUUAAGUAAUAUAUUAUUGGUUAGACGAGUAGAAAAAAAAACAAGUAAACAAAGAUAUAUUAAAAUCAAAACAAAUUCAAACUACUCACCCUAUAAUGAACACACAUGUUUAAGUGAGACCUUGUGCGUCUCGCUACCUGUCAUUCAAAGACAAAACAGAAGUUACCCGCUGUAUAGUAAUACUUCAACACUCUAACUUGUACUCACCUUAGAUGUGCAGAGGAAGAAUUACUGCAUCUGAGGUGACUCUCUUCACAUUGCACUUUUUCACUUGCUGUGGCAGCGUCACAACCCCCCCCCCCCAAAAAAAGCCAAAGAAAGUUACAUACAUUCUGCAUGAGGCAUGUAUGAUAACAGUUUUACUUCAGUAUUUUUGUGCAUCUUUAGAUAGCAGUGUUUCGCGUACAUUAAUUUGUUUGUGAUGAUCUGCCACUAAUAUAUUUUGAACCGCCACAGAUAGAUUUGGCACUAGGGUUUUUUUGUUUUGUUUUGUUUUAAAGAUCUGGCACCUGUUCGUCCUUGCAAACACAUUACAAUGGGACUCUGUGUGUAGCUUGUUCUUACAACUCUGUCCAAUAGAUAGUAUUGGAAUUCUGCUUCUUAACACACCUCAAACGUGCAUACCACAACUGACUUGGUCACACAUUAUAACGCAUCUGUUCAUUAAUGUAGUGAGAUAUUCAACGUAAAAGGAUCCCUGACAUGAUUCAUCAACUUUGCUUAAAUAUGUUGUAUAUUGUUUAUAAUUAGUUAAUUUAAUUUAAUUAAAUUCUUCUUCUUCUUUUCCUUUCGGCUUUUCCCUUCAGGGGUCGCCACAGCCAAUCAAUUGCCUCCAUCUAACCCUGUCUUCUGCAUCCUCUUCUCUCACACCAACUACCUUCAUGUCCUCUUUCACUACAUCCAUAAACCUCCUCUUUGGUCUUCCUCUAGGCCUCCUGCCCGGCAGUUCCAAACUCAGCAUCCUUGUACCUACAGAAUAUAUUCCCUAUCUCUCCUCUGGACAUGUCCAAACCAUCUCAGUCUGGCCUCUCUGACUUUAUCUCCAAAACCUCUAACAUGUGCUGUCCCUCUGAUGUACUCAUUCCUGAUCCGAUCCUUCCUGGUCACUCCCAGAGAAAACCUCAGCAUCUUCAUCUCUGCUACCUCCAGCUCUGUCUCCUGUCUUUUCCUCAUUGACACUGUCUCUAGACCAAACAACAUCACUGGUCUCACCACAGUUUUGUACACCUUUCCUUUCAUUUUAGCUGAAACUCUUCUAUCACACAUCACACCUGACACUUUUCUCCACCCGUACCAUCCUGACUGUACACGCUUCUUCACCUCUUUUCCACAGUCUGUCCAUCACCAUAGCGAACAAGAAGGGGCUCAGAGCUGAUCCCUGAUGCAGUCCCACCUCCACCUUGAACUCCUCUGUCACACCUACAGCACACCUCACCACUGUCUUACAGUCCUCAUACAUGUCCUGCACCGCUCUAACAUACUUCUCUGCCACUCCAGACUUCCUCAUACAAUACCACAGUUCCUCUCUGGGCACCCUGUCAUAAGCUUUCUCCAGAUCUACAAAACACAAUGCAGCUCCGUCUGGCCUUCUCUGUACUUCUCUAUCAACAUCCUCAAAGCAAAUACUGCCUUUGUAGUACUCUUUUUUGGCAUGAAACCAUACUGCUGCUCACAAAUGCUCACUUCUGCCCUUAGUUUAGCUUCAACUACUCUUUCCCAUAACUUCAUGGUAUGGCUCAUGAGCUUUAUUCCUCUGUAGUUGCCACAGCUCUGCACAUCUCCCUUGUUCCUAAAAAUGGGCACCAGCACACGUCUCCUCCAUUCCUCAGGCAUCUUUUCAUUAUCAAAGAUCCUGUUGAACAACUCAGUCAGAAACUCUACUGCCACCUCUCCUAGACACUUCCAAACCUCUACAGGUAUAUCAUCAGGACCGACGGCCUUUCCACUCUUCAUCCUCUUCAAUGCCCUCCUCACUUCAUCCUGACUAAUCUUUGCUACUUCCUGGUCCACAAAAGUCACCUCUUCUAGUCUUUGUUCUCUCCCAUUUUCCACGUUCAUCAGCUCUUCAAAGUACUCUUUGCAUCUUCCCAUCACACUACUGGCACUUGUCAAUAGACUUCCAUCCCUAUCCUUAAUCACCCUAACCUGCUGCACGUCCUUCCCUUCUCUGUGUCUCUGUCUUGCCAACCUGUAUAGAUCAGUCUAUCCCUCCUUACUAUCCAACCUCACAUGCAAGUCAUCAUAAGCCCCUUGUUUGGCCUUUGCUACCUCUACUUUCACCUUACGCUGCAUCUCCCUGUACUCCUGUCUACUCACCUCAGUCCUCUCAGUGUCCCACUUCUUCUUAGCUAACCUCUUUCUCUGUAUACACUCCUGUACCUCCUCAUUCCACCACCAAGUCUCCUUGUCUACUCAAGGUACUCUACUACUUGUCUCCCUGAUCACAUUAGCUGUAGUUGUCCAGUCAUUUGGAAGCGCCUCCUGACCCCUCAGAGCCUGUCUUAACUCCUUCCUAAAAGUCAUGCAACACUCUUCCUUUUUCAGCUUCCACCAUUUCGUCCUCUGCUCUGUCUUUGUCCUCUUAAAUAAAAUAAAAUAAAUUAAUUCAUAUAGUUCUACAUUAUUCGAAUAGUAAAUUUGCAGUAAAUUUUAUAGGUCAUGGCGCUAGCCAUGAUGAACUAGCGCUCACGGUUAAGCCUCAUUUCCGGAAGUGACAUCAUCGGAGCAAUAUCACUCAGGUCAACAAACAUGGCGGUGAAUGAGACGGAGGAUGUUUACAGUGAUUAUAGGGAAGAUUUAGGCAACGUGAUGUGUCAAUAGUUUUCCAGGAGGAGGAAACAUUUGGAGAUGAAAUAGAGAACUUGCAGAACAUGGACUUAAGCCUUAGAACAUGGAGAUGAAACCUUCAAAACACAGAAUGGUAAGUGUAAAUUAGUUUGGAGUUGCUUAUCCUUCAAUUAUUGUUUUAAAUUGGCUUCUUAAUAAAGCCUAAAUGGGGUUUUAUAGCCUGUUUUAUUAUACAUGUGGCCGUGCGUUUUUGCAGCCUUGUCGCUAUCGUGGAAUACUGUGAACAGUGUAAACAAGACAUGACGUAGUGGUCGUUCUUCGUUGUCUUGUUUUUUUUCCCGUGUACCGGCGGAAUAGCAUCCUUUUUCAAAAUGCGUUUAUACCGUAAUUUCAAGCCAAAUGCUUCUUGUAAAGGUGUUCCUUCGAAGCAGUCAUCGGUGAAAUGAUCUGCAAACAGCAGAAAGAACUCGAGGUGGGCGUCCAUCCGUAUCUCGUUCUGUGCACUUGCUUCGUCUUAAACCUUCCUCUUUUGGAAAAGAAAACAAACUCACAGUAUCACUUGGAUUCUAUGAACAUCCAGCAGCAACUAGCAUUUUGGCAUGAUUACUAUUUUGAUGAAAAAUAUACUGAACCAAGUCGACAAUCUACCUUGAGAAGUGUUUAUUUACUCUGCUUUAGCUGAGGGGUGUUGCCUCGAUGACAACGACACUUCUGGAAAUGAGGCUGAGCUGCGAGCUAGUUUGUUAUGGCUGGCACCCUGAACUAUAAAUGUAAUUUUUGCGAAUUUAAUGUUUGCUUUCAAAAAUUGAACAAUGUAGAACAUAAUUACAAACGAUAUAUACCACAUUUAAGCAAAGUUGAUGAAUCAUGACAGGGACACUUUAAAAUCAGUGCACACUUACAUACAGUAGAGCCCAGGAAACAUCAUGAAUGUUUUUUUAAUCGCCCAUGCAUGUUACGAGGCGCAUGCUUGAAAUGAAAUCAACACCCGUAAGUUAAUAACUUCAUGUUCUGCUGUUAAAUAAUGUCUUAUGACACAAACCAAAAACCAGUCCACACAAAACACUGAGUCUGAGUUUUUAAAAAUCUCUCACUCUGGCCGGAGUUUUGCGUCAUGGCCAAUUAUUGUUGCCAUUAGAUGAUGCGACCCUAUGCCAUACGGUACAUAUAUUGCAGUCAUGUGGGAAAGACUGGAUGUUUUUUUCCCAAAAUUCUGGGUCUUGUACAACUUUUAUGCACAUUGGAAUUUUGAGGUUCCACUGUAAUUUGGAUUUUUUUGGAAAAAUCUUGAAUUUGAACAUUAGUUUUGCGCAAGAUUUAUGUAGAAAUCGAGGCUAAGUGUAUAAGAAAGUGAAGAAAAGUUGUCCUGCUAACAAACAACCACACCCACCUUGGCGGAGGUAAAAUCGUGGGACUCUUACGGCGCCUUAAAAGUAAAAAAAAAAGGUACAAUCACUGUCAGUGAAAGCGUAUUCAUGAUAUUUGUUGAUGUGGAAAUGCAUGCGAACGUUCACAGACAAUCUCCCUGUGCAUUAAGCCUUCCAACCACUGUGUGUGUCUAACUAAGUGAUGACAAUAAUUCAGUCGAAGAUGUUUUACAUUUUUAAUAUCCCCAGCGGACGGCACAAUUUGUCUCCUCAGUAUGGAAUACUGUGUGGCCCGUAAGGAAAAUAUUUGGAACACAUGGGAGCUUGUCACCAGGCAGCAAUAUAAUGAUGAAUGUGGAGUGUCAAACACUGAAGAGCUCAAAAGAAAGUAGCUCACUUUUGUUUCCUCAAUAUUGAAUGUCCGUCUUUAUUUCCUUUCCGCCGCAGUGAUGUUUUCUGGUUUGAUGUGAAAAGUUGGCCGAGGUGAAACCCGCCAACGCUAAAAAUCUGCACUUAAUAAGGCCGUUGUCUCCUUGGCGACGCUCCAAAUGUACAGCACAAUAGCAAACGUUGCUGGGGGCAACGUUUUUUUUUGUACAAAAAAGAAAAUAUAUACCUAUGCUAACUCAAUGUUUAAAUAGUUGUGUUCUUUCAAUGCAGUAAGUAUUAUUCAAAGACUUGACUUGUUUCUACCACCCCCACAAAACAGCGCUUGACUACUUUGUACCUUGGCGAUGAAUGUGUGUCUGUGUAAGUAGCCAAAGAAAAAAUAAAGACAAGACUGACUACAAGAGUGGACGCUUGGAAGGAGUAUAUUUUCUCAUCAAGAACGGGACAUUACCUGACAUUUAGCAGGCUAGCUAGCUUAUCUUAGCAAAAAUAGGCUGCGGUCUGCAGUUCUUUUUAUAUUUGUUAGUAGUGAAGAAAAAAAGGUUCAAAAUCACAUGAAAAAAAGCUUUCAAACAGUACAUUUUGAGUUGAAAUAACUUACAUGUUAGCAAAAUCAUUCAACGUUAACCUGACAUUCAGCCGACUAGCAUAACCUCAAUUCCACAUGACUUUUUUUUUAUUUUUAAGUAAUGAACAAAUACAUGUUUUAAAUUGCCCCAAAAGUUUUACACUUUGAAAGAAGACAGACUGCACAAUUACUCAAAUGGUAGCAAUACCAUUACAAAGCUUCCAGAAGGCCCUGGUUAGCUUAUCUUAACAUUUAGCUAAAUUGAUCUGAAGUAAAAAUGAUCGGAUUUUUUUAAAAGAUAGAGGAGUUCGUAGGCCUCUUCGGUGGAAUCCUCCCAUGGGACGUGAGGAGGAGAUUAGCUGCUUGCCAAUAUCAACUAGCAUCUUCCAAUCCCACGCCAUGGCUAGCUGUCCAGUUUCUGGUUUGGUAGCGGGAUGGUGAGGCUAUUUCUGUCUCUAAUGAAUGUUGGCACAGAGAUGGAAUUGGCAGCUCUCAAGGGCAAGGAGUUGAUGGUGUUCCUCUUGCUCUCAAGGGCUGCUGCCAGACUCUUGAGGACCUGAUUGUGGUGUAGCCGCCUUGUGUGAGGCUGGUCCUAUAGCUGGUCAAGAUGUGUUUGAGAGUCACUGAAUUUGGGCAGAGGGCGCAGGUUGGGUCCUUGCCAUACCACCGGUGAAGGUUUUUUGGGGAUGGGAGCAUAUUAUAUGUAGCUCUUAUGGUGAAAAUGAUGUUUCUUGCUUCCAUUCCAUUACAUUCCUUGCCUCCACAUGAGCUUUCUCCUCUCCAUGCCUUCCCACCUCAUCCAUUGUCCCUGCUUUGCAAGAGAGACAACCUUUGUGCUUCUUCCAGCCUCCUCCUGACAGCGCACCUCCUCUCCCACCAUUUUCCUCUUGUGUGAGGCUGAAGCUUUGUGCCAAGUUGGUUUAUUCACUGCAACACCAAAUCUUCUUCUUCCCAGCUGGACAUGCCCCACAAUGUCAUUGUGCUUCAGGGCUGACAUAGCGUGCUGCACUCCGUCGGAUGGUGUCCAUUUCCUCCCCGUUAACAGAGGUGGUACAGCAUUGCUGACGGUCUGAUCUCUGGAGUCCUAUAAUGUCAUCUGUAGUCUCACUUUAGAGCACUUGUAUCCUUCAGUGAGGCUUGUGAUAGGUAGUUCAAGGACUCCUUUGCCGUAGAUGCCAAUGUUGGUCAGACAGUGUAGGACCCCAAGCCACUUCUUCACAUACAUACAGUAGGUUCUCUCCAUCUUCUCCCCUGUUGUUAUUGGGACCUUGUACAUCGUGAGUGGCCACAUUACCCUAGGGAGAAGUCCAAAUUGCAGGCACCAAAGUUUGAGCUUCCCUGGCAUCAUUGUCUUGUUGAUGGUGUCCAGUCUGGUGGUGAUGUCCUGCCUUAGUACAUGCACCUGAUCUUUGUCCCUUAGGCUUGCAUUGUACCAUCUGCCCAGGCUUUUGACGGGUUGCUCUGACACAAUCGCUAUUAGGUCGUCACCAAUGCAGAACCUCACAUUCUCAAGCUCUCCCUUGACUAUUGAGAUGCUUUGUGACUUAUUCGGCUUGAUUUUCAUCUGGUGGUCAUGUCAUCCAUGGAUGCUCGGAUAGGUGGAAGGCGGGUUCCGUUUUUUGUUCGCUCGCCUCCCACUACCCAUCCAGAGGUCCUGAUGAUGAUUUCUAUGGCCAUUGUGAAUGCCAGGGGUGAGACUGUGCAGCCUGCCAUGAUGACUACUUGUAGACGCUGCCUUGAUGUUGUGUAGUGGGCUGUUGUGAAGCACAGUUGCAGGUCUUCAAAGUAGGCUUUCACUAGAGCAGCGAUGGAUAAUGGAACGUGGAAGAAGUUGAAGGAUUCCCAGAGGAGGUUGUAUGUAUGUAACCUCGAGGAAGGUUACAUGGAGGUCUCUUGUGUCCUUCUUCGCCAUUUGGAUAUGGCGCCAGAUCAUACUGGUAUCCUCCAAGCAACCAGAGAACCCUGGGAUGCCGGCCUUCUGUAUAGAUGUAUCAAUGUACUUGUUCUUCUCCAGAU